This is a messenger RNA of Eimeria necatrix, 849 nucleotides long. RefSeq lists its product as hypothetical. The transcript is spliced from 2 exons. Lineage: Eukaryota; Apicomplexa; Conoidasida; Eucoccidiorida; Eimeriidae. The coding region runs from base 1 to 849 and encodes 282 amino acids. The record is from RefSeq and is a predicted model, not a curated record.
AUGCCGAGCGGGACGCCAGCCCAACAUCGCCACGCGACUCCGAAGCCCACCGUGGCAGAGCGGCCGCAUGGGCAUAAGGAGGCGCCCCCACAGGUGAUACCUAUGACCAAUACUAUGCCAGGGGACAGUCCCUUCGUCACGUUGGACCAAUUCCAGUCCGCUAUGAGUGCGAUAAGAACUGUUAUAAUGGGGACCGUAGAAUCCCGCGCAACGCUUCCCAUACAGCCAGAAGACGGCAGCACUAUGCCGCGAAUCCAUGGCACAGGGAUAAUGUGUGCGGUAGCGACAAGCCCCAAUGCCAUUCCAGCCUCCCUUGAUUGGAGAAACCAACCCCUCAGCACUGCGGAAGGAACUAAUACGAGCAAUGGACACGCGGAAGGGACUCAGCCGCUUUUGGAAACGCGGUGGGAGUCUGGGUCGGCGUCGUUCCUGAGUGAAGAGGCUCUGGGAACGACGACGGCUAGCAGCAGGAAGUCUGCAGAGGCAACAGAAGACAGCUACAGGCCAGACGCAGAUGCCCUUACAAUAACCCCUGAUUUCCCACUACCGCCCAUUCAAACCAUUCUUGAGAUGCUGGGAGGCGCAAAGUAUUUUUCCACUUUGGACCUUGAGGCAGGAUUCCAUCAAAUACGUAUGGCUAAAGAAGACCGUUGGAAGACGGCUUUCCGUUCCGUUCUCGGGUUUUUCGAGUACCGAGUAAUGGCCUUUGACCUUAAGGGUCCUCCAGCUAUGUUCCAGGCCAACAUUAAUGCCUAUCUACAACGUUUAUUAGGAGAGGGCGUUAUUGCGUACAUAGAUGAUGUACUUAUCUAUAGUUCCGAUAUCUCUGGGCACGUUUCUCUCCUGUGA